This is a messenger RNA of Oryzias melastigma (Indian medaka), 2781 nucleotides long. Its product is annotated as alpha-tectorin. The transcript has 15 exons. NCBI's taxonomy places the organism in Eukaryota, Metazoa, Chordata, Actinopteri, Beloniformes, Adrianichthyidae. The record is from RefSeq and is a predicted model, not a curated record. Gene Ontology annotation, biological process: cell-matrix adhesion. The annotation marks the transcript as partial.
AACCUCAACUUCAGUGCUGAGUGGGUCUUUGUGGCAACAUGGUAUGAAGUGGCCUAUUAUCCAACUACAGGAACAAAAACAACUUUCCAAGUUGUGUUGAUCACUGGAGGACAGAAAUCAUUUGUUCUCAUGAACUACGGACCGAUUGCCUCAACAUCUCAAAGUGUUCAGGCUGGCUACGACACCAUCAACUCUUUUUACCAUUUCACCAUUCCUGGAUCUUUCUCAAGUUCAGCAUCAGGCGUCAACUCCACUUUUACUCUGGGCAGCAACGUCAACGUAACGGGUCGCUGGGCCUUCCAAGUAGAUAAUGGUGAAGGAGGCUGCCAGUUUAAUGACAAACCUGUUCAGUUGGGUGAUUUCUUCUGGAUGGACAGCAACUGCACACUAAAGUGCACCUGCUACACAUCAGGCAUUCAAUGUAUCACAGAGCUCUGCUCUUUUCCUGAAACCUGCCAGGAAGCAAACCUUCAGUUCCUCUGCCUCAUUGCAUCAACAGAAGCCCCAGUUACAACAUCAUUGGAACCCCCAGUUCCAAUCACAGGCAAUUCAUCACUUCCGGAUUCACUUUAUCCAAUUUCUGGAACUGCAACCAACCGCUCACUUGAUGGAAGUUCUCCACAGAUUUACCUGCAAAGACCUUUUGUCUACUUUGGAAAAUUAUACAACAGCAUUUAUGUUAACCACAAUGGACAUUUGACAUUUAGUAACUCAUAUUCCUCUUAUAUACCUCAAAGAUUUCCUUUACAAGAAUCUUUAGACAUAAUUGCCCCAUUCUGGACAGAUAUGGACAUCAGACUAACUGGAUUGGUCCUCUACAACCAAUACACCAAUGGCAGUGUCCUCCAACAAGCUACACAGGACAUUAAUAGCUACUUCCCAAACCUCAACUUCAGUGCUGAGUGGGUCUUUGUGGCAACAUGGUAUGAAGUGGCCUAUUAUCCAACUACAGGAACAAAAGCUACUUUCCAAGCUGUGCUGAUCUCUGGAGGAGAGAAGUCGUUUGUUCUCAUGAACUACGGUUUUCUUGCUGCAACAGUUUGGAAUGUUCAGGCUGGCUAUGACACCAUAGGCUCUGUUCACCAUUUGACCAUUCCUGGAUCUUUCUCAAGUUCAGCAUCAGGCGUCAACUCCACUUUUACUCUGGGCAGCAACGUCAAUGUAACGGGUCGCUGGGCCUUCCGAGUAGACAAUGGAGUAAGAGGCUGCCAGUUUAAUGGUGAACCAGUACAGCUGUUUGAUUCUUUCUGGAGCGACUCCACCUGUGCACAGAAGUGCACGUGCACUAGAGCCGGCCUGCAGUGCUCUAACCAACCCUGCUCUUUCUCCCAAGUCUGCAUGCCAGAUUCCUUUCAGUUCUCCUGCCAGUCAGUGCAGAGACGCACCUGCACUGUCAGUGGUGAUCCGCAUUACUACACUUUUGACAACAAAGUGUUUCACUUUCAAGGCACCUGCACCUAUGUUCUCUCAGAACAGUGUCAGAAUGAGCUCCCCUAUUUCAGAGUAGAGGCCAAAAACGAGCACUUAGGCAGCACUCGUGUUUCCUGGACAGGACUUGUUAAAGUUUUUGUCUAUAAUGAAACUAUUGAGCUUGUCAAAAGAACCACUGGCAAAGCAAAGGUUAAUGGAAGCUUUGUAGCAACUCCAUUUUCCCUCAACCAGGACCGUGUCCAGGUCUAUCAGUCAGGCAUGUCAAUGAUUGUCAGCACCGACUUUGGCUUGAUGGUAGCUUACGACAGAACCUAUUAUCUCAGAAUCAGUCUGCCCUACACUUACCAGAAUGCAACAUGUGGUCUUUGUGGAAACUUCAAUGAUAACCCUGGAGAUGACCUCCGAACUCGUGAAGGCGAGGUCGUCAGCUCUGAUGUAGUUUUUGCCAACAGUUGGCAAGUACCUGGUGAGGAUGAACCUGGUUGUGAACCACAGUGUGAAGGUCUGGAAUGUGCUGGCUGUAAUGCAAAUCAAACUGCUUUAUACAGCAACAAUGAACACUGUGGAAUCCUUCAGAACAGCUCUGGACCAUUUGCAGCAUGCCACCAAACACUUCCCCCACCAAACUUUGUGGACAGUUGUGUUUAUGAUCUCUGUGUUGGUGAAGGAUACCAACCAUUUCUGUGCCAAGCUUUAGGAGUAUAUGCAAGUCAGUGUCAACAAAAUGGUAUCCAGCCUGAAAGUUGGAGAAGACCUGGAUUCUGCGAAAUCCCCUGCCCAGCCAAUAGCCACUUUGAGUCUCAAGCAAGUGGAUGUCCACCAACCUGUGUUAAUCCUAACUCCACCCAAAACUGCCCCCUUCCUGUUCAGGAGAGCUGUGUUUGUGAUCCCGGCUACGUCCUCAGUGCUGGAGAAUGUGUUCCUUAUUCUCAGUGUGGCUGCAGCUUUGAGGGUUUCUAUUAUCAAUCAGGAGAGACUGUUAUAUUGGGUGAAGACUGUGGGAGGCGCUGUAGCUGCACUGCUGGCUCAAUGACUUGCAGCCCUUAUAGCUGUGGCCGUAAAGAAUCCUGCAGUGUGGAAGACGGAGAAAGAGGAUGCAGACCUAAUGGAUACGCCACAUGCUGGAUCAGGGGGGCGGGGUCCUAUCAAACAUUUGAUGGACUGACAUACCAGUAUGCUGGAGCAUGCAAACUGACCCUUGCCAAAUUAAUGGGAUCAUCUGAUCAUCCACACUUCAAGGUGACAUCUGAAAAGGUACCAAAAGGUCAGCAAGGGUUUGUCCAGACUCUGAUAUUUGAAGCAGAGGGAAAACGAAUUUCCAUAGAGUUGGAACGCAACGCUAAAGUUACG